ACAAAGCCACUCCAUAACCAAAAAAAAAAAAUAAAAAACUCAAAACCAAAUGAUUCAAUUUCCCGAUUUGAUUCCGGGUCUACCCGAAGAACUUGCUCUCGAGUGCUUGACUCGACUGCACUACUCAGCUCACCGAGUAGCCGCCCGAGUUUGCAAACGCUGGCAACACCUCAUUCAAAGCGGAGCUUUUUACGAUCAGAGAAAAAAAACCGGCCAUACCCAUAAAGCCGUUUGCCUGGUUCAGUCGCUUCCGGGUGAACCCGGUUUGGAUGAGGUGAAACCGGCUUGUUCUGUGAGUUAUGGAGUGACGGUUUUUGACCCUGUGAGUCAGGCUUGGGACCGAGUUGACCCGGCUCCUGAAUACCCAGAUGGGCUUCCGUUGUUCUGUCAAGUCGCAAGCUCUCAAGGGAAGCUUGUGGUGAUGGGAGGAUGGGACCCGGCGAGUUACCAGCCGGUGAGUGACGUGUUGGUGUACGAGUUCACCACUCGGAGGUGGUCUCAGGGCAAGAAGAUGCCAGACACUCGGUCCUUUUUCGCAGCUGGUGAGUUAAACGGGCGAGUCAUAAUCGCCGGAGGCCAUGACGAGAACAAGAACGCGUUGAGUUCCGCUUGGGCUUAUGACUUAACCAACAACGAGUGGAGUGAAUUGACUCAAAUGAGUCAAGAGCGAGACGAGUGCGAGGGGGUCGUAAUCGGGUCCAUGUUCUGCGUAGUUAGCGGGUACAAGACCGAGAGUCAAGGCGUGUUUGAGAGAAGUGCUGAGUCGUAUCAACUCGGGACGGGUGAGUGGAAACGAGUUGAGGGCGUAUGGGAACCGAGUCAGAGUGGGUGUCCUAAGUCGUGUGUUGGGGUGGGAAAAGAAGGGAAGUUGUUUUCUUGGGCCGAGUGUGAGCCUGCGAUCGGGGUGGGGACGUGUGGGAUCCAGAUGGAUGAAUGGGCCUUGGUUUGUGGGUCGGGUUAUCAAGGUGGGCCGCAAGAGUUCUAUUCAAUUGAAGGGCAAAAUGGUAAAUUUGAGAAGUUAAACGUGCCUGAUGAAUACAAAUUGUUUGUGCAGUCUGGUUGCUCUGUGGAGAUCUGAACCGUAUAAGAUUUUGGAAGACGAUCAAAAUUUCAGUUUUGUAAAGUACCAAGAUAAAUACUAUUUACUACUAAA
Pistacia vera is the source of this 1153-nucleotide messenger RNA. Its product is annotated as F-box/kelch-repeat protein At2g44130-like. Gene Ontology annotation, biological process: negative regulation of cytokinin-activated signaling pathway; regulation of phenylpropanoid metabolic process. The record is from RefSeq and is a predicted model, not a curated record. Bases 50 to 1078 code for a protein of 342 amino acids. The transcript has a single exon. Gene Ontology annotation, molecular function: protein binding. NCBI's taxonomy places the organism in Eukaryota, Viridiplantae, Streptophyta, Magnoliopsida, Sapindales, Anacardiaceae.